AUGACGACAUGGUCCAAUUCUGACGUCCUCAUGGCUUCCAAACCCGCUGGCAUGCCUACGGGCCAUGCGUCAGUCUAUCCGGAGACCAAGAAGCCUCAUGGGAUCUCCCUCGGGGGCUUCCGCAUCGCUACGCUGAAGCUGCCCAUUCUCAAAGCCGAACCGAUCGAGGAGAUGACCAAGCAGCUGGGCAUUGCGCCGCCCGAGAUGAUUUUCGGGGACAAUCAUGUUACCAUUGAACACGAGAAAACGGGGUGGGGGAUCGGCUUUAACGCGUUCGACGCACUGAACUUGGUGGACAAGACCGGGCAGUCUAUGCUCCAGGUCGCAUAUUCAAAGGAGUGGCAGCAAAGCAGGGAGAAAACGCACGAGGGGAUUAAGGAGGUUGUGAAGCCGUUCGACUGGUCCUACAGCACCGACUACAAGGGCACCCUCAGCCCCAAUGCACGGCCUUUUGAAGAGACCGAGAAGCCGAUUCCCAUCGAAUUGUUGAAACGCCCGGACCCGAUCCUGUUCUUCGACGAAGUUGUGCUUUAUGAAGACGAGCUGGCCGACAAUGGCAUUGCCAUGCUAUCUUGCAAGAUCCGCGUGAUGCCAGGAAGACUCCUUCUCCUGUCAAGGUUCUUCAUGCGUCUUGACAAUGUUCUGAUCCGUCUUCGUGAUACCCGUGUCUAUGUGGAUUUUGAGAGUCGUGAGGUGAUUCGGGAAUACCAGGCUAAGGAGUGUGAAUACGAGAAGGUCAGACAGGUCCUAGCAAACACUCGGGAUGAUAUCCCGGCUUUGAUGAGGGAUCCAAACCGACUAUCUGAAAUUUUGCCUGUCGUAGAAAAGCGCGCCGAACGAGUGGUUCUCGAAGGUUGA
Messenger RNA from Penicillium canariense, 858 nucleotides. RefSeq names its product TIP41 family protein. The coding region runs from base 1 to 858 and encodes 285 amino acids. NCBI's taxonomy places the organism in Eukaryota, Fungi, Ascomycota, Eurotiomycetes, Eurotiales, Aspergillaceae. The record is from RefSeq and is a predicted model, not a curated record. The transcript is spliced from 3 exons. Gene Ontology annotation, cellular component: cytosol. Gene Ontology annotation, biological process: TOR signaling.